Molecule: messenger RNA, 2271 nt
Organism: Magnolia sinica
Lineage: Eukaryota; Viridiplantae; Streptophyta; Magnoliopsida; Magnoliales; Magnoliaceae
Product: fatty acid hydroperoxide lyase, chloroplastic
Exons: 1
Coding region: 120-1532 (470 amino acids)
Biological process (GO): sterol metabolic process
Molecular function (GO): oxidoreductase activity, acting on paired donors, with incorporation or reduction of molecular oxygen; iron ion binding; heme binding
Source: RefSeq, a predicted model, not a curated record
AAUAAGAACAGCUAGGAGCUCGGAUCUCGGCUCUUCAUAUAUCAUAGCAAAAGAGAAAGAAGAGCAGAGAGAGGGAAAAAAAACCAGAGAGAGAGAAAAACACCCACAACUAAGCUCCAAUGUCGUCGACCACAACAGUUCUACCACUGAGAAACAUCCCCGGCAGCUACGGCCUCCCGCUACUCGGAUCCAUAAAAGAUCGGCUCGACUACUUCUGGUUCCAAGGAUCCGACUCCUUCUUCCGCACCCGAAAGCUCAAAUACAAGAGCACCGUCUUCCGCACAAACAUGCCUCCCUCUUUCCCUUUCUUCUUCGAUGUAAACCCCAAAGUCGUAGUCCUCACCGACAGUAAGUCCUUCGCAACCCUCUUCGACAUCUCCACCGUCGAAAAGAAAGACGUCCUCGUCGGCGAUUACAUGCCCAGUGUUAAUUACACAGGCAAGAUGCGCGUCCUGGCCUACCUCGACCCCUCCGAGCCUAAACACUCGCUUGUAAAGAACUUCGCCAUUGACGUACUGAAAUCGAGCUCCAAGGUCUGGGUAUCCGAGCUCUUCAGUAAUCUUGAUACAAUGUGGUCCACCAUCGAGAGCGAUAUCUCCAAUAACGGAAGCUCCAUCUUCCUUGUACCUCUUCAGAAGUGCCUCUUCAGGUUCCUAACCAAGAGCCUGAUCGGAGCGGACCCCGCGGCCCGGCCCGAGAUUGGAGACGGUGGUUUUGCCUUGUUAGACAAGUGGCUGGCUCUGCAGCUGCUCCCCACGAUUAGUAUCGGCGUCCUUCAGCCGCUGGAAGAGAUCUUCCUCCAUUCCUUUCAGUAUCCGUUCGCGCUCGUGAGCGGAGACUAUAAGAAGCUCUACCAAUUCGUAGAAGCUGAAGGGAAAGAAGUUGUAGAGAAAGGAAGAAAAGAUUAUAAUCUCACCACCGAAGAAGUCAUCCACAAUCUCCUAUUUAUACUGGGAUUCAACGCGUUUGGAGGAUUUACGAUUUUCCUCCCAAAGCUGAUCUCGACUAUAGGAGGGGAUAAAACAGGAUUGCAGGCGAAGCUGCGAGAGGAAGUGAGGAAGAACAAAGAGCCUUUGGGGUUCGAUGCGCUCCGGAGUUUGGAGCUGGUACAAUCGACGGUGUACGAGGUGCUGCGGCUCAACCCACCGGUCGCGCUACAGUACGCACGGGCUCGGAAGGACUUCGUGCUGAGUUCGCAUGACUCGGCGUACGAGAUUCGGAAAGGGGAGUUGCUGUGCGGGUACCAGCCGCUGGCGAUGAGAGACGAGAUGGUGUUCGAUCGACCAGACGAGUUUGUACCGGAUCGGUUUACGGGGGAGAAGGGAAGGAAGCUGCUGGACUAUCUGUUCUGGUCCAACGGACCGCAGACUGCGACGCCGGGCUCGAGUAACAAGCAGUGUGCGGCUAAGGAUUAUGUGGUGGCGACUGCGAGUCUGCUGGUUGCGUGGAUUUUCACGCGGUACGACGAGUUUAAGUGCGAUGAUUCGUCCAGCGCGAUUACCUCGGUCGUGAAGGCUGGAGAAGGUAAGUGAUUGUGAAUGUGAGGGGACGCGAUUUUCUGUAACCCGUGGAAGCUAUGUGGAGCUGGCCGUUAGGUUUGCAUGAUAUCCAGUCCGUUCAUAAGUUUUUCCAGCUAAUUUUAGGGCAUGGUCCCAAAAAUAAGGUGGAUACAAAAAUAUAAUCAGCCACGCCACAUGAUAACAGUAGUGGUUGAAAUCUCGCCAUUAAAACCUUCAUGGAGUCACUAAAGUUUUGGAUCAGUGUGAUAAUUGUAUUUCUAUUCAUCCAUCCUGGUAGGAACAAUCUUUUGAACGGUUGGAUGCUAUAUAAACAUCAUGGUGAGCACAUGAAAGUUUCAGUGACCGGCUUUGUUCAAUCUCCACUGUUUACUGUGUGACCUGGCCCACUUGAGUUGAGAUAUGCUUAUUUAAAUGUCAGCUGAUGGACGGAGUGGACAGCAUAUACAGACAUUGCAGUAGGCUUUUUAGAGCUUCUACCUACACCUAUGCACGGAGUAAAGGAAAAGUCGCGUCUAAUGUGAUAUGUGUGUUUAAUCUCCAACGCAAGAUCAUGAAAUCUACCCAUCCAUUCGGUAGGCCUUGAUCUAAAAAAUCAGGCUAAGUCAACACCAAUCCUUAUUGUGGGCAUUAGUGAGAGGGUUUAGGGUUUUAAAUGGCAUAGAUUUUAAUUUACCUUGUUUGCUUAUAUGUUCUUGAUGGAUCAGAGAGACUGCAGGAAAGAUGAUAAAGUAUACUUGUUGGGUUAUGAUUA